This is a messenger RNA of Prunus armeniaca (apricot), 1713 nucleotides long. The record is from the annotation of a GenBank genome assembly. Lineage: Eukaryota; Viridiplantae; Streptophyta; Magnoliopsida; Rosales; Rosaceae.
AUGUUUGGGUGUGAAUCUUGGUGUUGGAGCAGUGAGUUUGACUAUGAGUUGUAUGAUUACUCUGAGCCAGAGCCCUUCUCUCUGCCUUCACCUCUCCCACACUGGCCUCAAGGCAGAGGUUUUGCUACUGGAAGAAUGUGCCUAGGAGAAAUUGAAGUUAUCCAGAUCACCAAGUUUGAGAGCAUCUGGAGCUGUAAUCUGUUGCAUGGAAAAUCAAAAGGUGUCACAUUUUACAGACCUGCAGGGAUCCCUGAUGACUUCUUUUGCCUCGGUUACUACUGCCAGCCCAAUGACCAGCCUUUGAGAGGGUAUGUUCUUGUGGCUCGUGACACGGUUGCCACAAGGCUGGAAGAUGGUUGUACCCAAGACUUAGUAUUAGAGUUACCAGCUUUAAGAAAGCCCGUUAACUACUCAUUAGUCUGGAAUGCGGACUCAAAUAAAAAUGGGUGUGGUUAUAUUUGGUUGCCAAACCCACCUGUGGGUUAUAAGGCCAUGGGCUUUGUGGUCACUGACAACUCUGAGGAGCCCAGACCUGAAGAAGUGAGAUGCGUACGAGAAGAUCUUACAGAGGCUUGUGAAACACGUGAUCGGGUACUUGCUAUGGAUUCAAAGUUGUCUGAGGACAAAUUUCAGGUGUGGAACACAAGACCCUGCAAACGGGGUAUGUUGUGUAGUGGUGUUUCAGUUGGUACAUUCUUUUGCAAUACCUACCUGGAUUCUGAUGAUGAACUAGAAGUUGCGUGCUUGAAGAAUAUUGAUUCGUCCCUACAUGCAAUGCCAAAUCUGAACCAGAUUCAUGCACUCAUUGAGCACUAUGGCCCCACAGUAUUCUUCCAUCCUGAUGAGGUUUAUUUGCCAUCAUCAGUGCAAUGGUUUUUCAAAAAUGGGGCACUUUUGUACCACGAAGACUCUGGGAAUGGUGAACCUAUUGAUUACAGAGGCUCCAAUUUGCCUAGUGGAGGGGAAAAUGAUAGUGAUUUUUGGAUAGAUUUGCCAAAUGACGAUGAUGCUAGAAAUCAUCUCAAGGGCGGAAACAUAGAGAGUGCAGAGCUAUAUGUUCAUGUAAAACCGGCUCUAGGGGGAACUUUUAGUGAUAUUGCUAUGUGGGUGUUCUGUCCUUUCAACGGACCAGCCACCAUUAAGAUUGGUUUAGUAAGUAUUGCAAUGAACAAGAUAGGGCAACAUGUUGGUGACUGGGAACACUUCACUCUACGAGUGAGCAACUUCACAGGAGAACUCUGGCAAGCGUAUUUCUCAGAGCACAGUGGUGGUAGAUGGGUGGAUGCUUCUGACUUAGAGUUCAUUGAAGGGAAUAAGCUAAUUGUUUAUUCUUCAAAAUAUGGUCAUAGUAGCUACCCCCAUCCUGGAACCUACCUUCAGGGGUCAUCGAAGUUUGACAUUGGAGUGAGGAAUGAUGCUGCUCGGAGCAAGUUUUAUAUUGAUUCGAGCACCAAGUAUCAAAUUGUGGCAGCUGAGUACCUUGGUGAUGGUGUUAUUUCAGAACCAUGUUGGUUGCAGUAUAUGAGUGACUGGGGUCCUACCAUUGUGUAUGAUUCUCGAUCGGAACUAGAUAAGUUGAUUGAUCGUCUUCCAUUCUUUGUUCGAUUCUCAGUGGAGAACCUAUUUGAUUUGUUUCCUACUCAACUCUAUGGAGAGGAAGGGCCAACUGGCCCUAAGGAAAAGGACAAUUGGUUAGGAGAUGAAAGAUGCUAA